UCUAUUACUCCCCCUCACAGCAGAGAGUAAAUUCCUUAAAAAGUUAUUUUUCUUUCUCGAUGUUCAAUUAGGGUUUUCUUCCCCAAUUCUCUGCCAAAUUAUCCAGUACUCCGUCUGAUGCUUCUCAUGGGCAGUAACAAGCGGAGACAAUUCCACGACCACCGCCAAGACGCCAACAAGAAACACCAGAGCUCACCUUCCUCCUCCACAACAACAUCCAAUCUACAAUCCUCUUCGAAUCCCCAAACUAAACGCCCAACCUUCCCUUCCUAUCUAGACACCCCUAAUCUCCCUCCCAAAGUUAAGCUCCUCUGCGAAAUCAUCGCCAACACCCCUUCUUCCUCUGUCGAAGCCGUCUUUGACGACGCCGGUGUUCGUGUCUCUCAGUCCGAUGUCGAGCAAGUUCUCAAGCUUUCUUACUCAUUCCCUGGCCCCGCCGUUAAGUUCUUCCGCUGGGCCGGUUUUCAGCUCCAAGAUAAUCACAGCCCUUACUCUUGGAAUCUCGUUGUGGACCUUUUAGGUAAGAAUUCUUUGUUUGAUGCUAUGUGGGAUGCCAUUAAGUCUAUGAGACGAGAAGGGUUGGUUUCUUUAGCUACUUUUGCUUCCGUAUUUGGUAGUUAUGUAAUUGCUGGUAGAGUUCAAGAAGCAAUUAUGACUUUUGAGGUUAUGGAUCAAUAUGGAUGUGCUCGAGAUGUCGUUGCUUUGAAUUCGUUAUUGAGUGCUAUUUGUAGAGACGGAAAGAUUGUUGCUGCUGUUGAGUUUUUGCAUGUGGCAAGGAAUGUCAUUAGGCCUGAUGCUGAUACUUACGCAAUUCUUCUGGAGGGGUGGGAAAAGGAAAUGAAUGUGGUUAGUGCCCGACAAACUUUUGGCGAGAUGGUGAGAGAGAUUGGUUGGGAUCCUGUUAAUGUUCCAGCUUAUGAUACAUUUUUGUGUACUUUGCUAAUGGGCUGUGAUGGGUUGAAUGAGGCCAUUGAGUUUUUGCAGAUAAUGAAGGAGAGGAGGUGUUCUCCAGGAAUGAGAUUUUUUAGAGUAGCACUGGAGGAGUGCUUGAAGUUAAGCGAUGUUAAAAGAGCUGGAUUAAUUUGGGAGGCAAUGGUGGCGAGAAAUAGGUUUAUGCCUGAUACCGAGCUGUAUAAUAUGAUGAUAACUUUGCAUUGUUAUGCUAGCAAUACUGAUAUGGCACAAAGGUUUCUGGAUGAUAUGGUUUAUAAUGGAGCCUUUCCUGAUAGUCUAACCUAUAACUUGAUGUUUCAGUUCUUGAUUAAGAGUAGGAAGUUGAAGGAGGCUUCAGUUAUGUUCAAUGAAAUGAUUAAAAAUGAGUGCAUUCCUAAUCAAGCAAAUUGCAGUGCAGCUGUUAGGGUAUAUAUUCAUUCAAAGGAACCUUAUAUGGCGAUCAAAGUCUGGAAAUAUAUGAUAGAGAAUUAUGAAAAGGAGUUGGAGGAGACAGGAAAUAUAUUGGUUGUUGGGCUUUGUGAUUUCCAAAUGGAUCCUGAAGCAGUAAAAUAUGCUGAAGGUAUGAUUGAAAAAGGAAUUAAGGUCACCUCUUCCUCAUUGGCAAAAUUGAAACAGUGCCUUGUUCAAGCAAGAAAGGAUUUUGUGUACGAGGCACUUCUAAAAAAGUGCAAAGCACAUUCAGUAUGUUAGAUCUAGUGUAUCUAAAGAACACAAACAGUGUUAUAGUUCACUGCUGGAUGUUACAGAUUCUGUGUACAGUUUAUGUAUUCUUUUCAUUUGAGAAAAAUGGAUUUUUUUUUUCCGGAC
Messenger RNA from Manihot esculenta (cassava), 1761 nucleotides. Its product is annotated as pentatricopeptide repeat-containing protein At1g77360, mitochondrial. Gene Ontology annotation, molecular function: protein binding. The record is from RefSeq and is a predicted model, not a curated record. The transcript has a single exon. The coding region runs from base 118 to 1644 and encodes 508 amino acids. NCBI's taxonomy places the organism in Eukaryota, Viridiplantae, Streptophyta, Magnoliopsida, Malpighiales, Euphorbiaceae.